Phyllotreta striolata is the source of this 3860-nucleotide messenger RNA. The record is from the annotation of a GenBank genome assembly. Lineage: Eukaryota; Metazoa; Arthropoda; Insecta; Coleoptera; Chrysomelidae.
AUGCCCGCAUGCUUUGAUCAUGAAUAUUCGAAUUCAUUCAUAUCCCCAAACUCUGCAAACGCAGAUGUUGAAGACGUCGUUGAGUCAGAUAUACAAGCGUCGAUACCAAGAGAAAUUAAGGAAACAGAAAAACUACAAGCAACAGAUUACAGCAAUGAAAAAGCCUCUACUGUAAUAAACAAUCCCUCGAGGGUUCAACGUUCAGCAGAUCCUAUUUUGUCGCAAACGCCCAUCGCAAACGAAUUCAACAUUUUCAAAAAUGUAGAAGACGCCUUGGACAGCAACGACGUCGAAUUGUCGGGAAGAUUAGCCGGCUACAUCCAACCAUCAAAAACGGAAGAGGAAUACGCCUCCACUGCUGCUCAUCAAAGAACCGAACAAUUGUCGGGGGAAUCCACAGGGGCUCCGCUCCAGGCACGGUCACUGCCACUGCGGGAGCCCCAUCAGGAAGUCACUCCCAGUGCCACGACGACGACCAGUUUUGUUACCCAAUCACACCCUCUAUCAAAUCAAGGGCGACAAGCAAACCCUGAUAUUCAGGACAUCAUCACAGGAAUAGUGAAGCUUCUUAAUGGAAACGUAAAUGUUCAAGCAAAUACCGGACCGGUAGUAGGAAGACCAUUACGACCGCUUUCUACUCGAAUAAAUAACAGAGGGCCUCCUAGAAUAACGGACGUUCCGGCUUUGCCUCCGGAUUUCGAUGUACCGGCUCCACUACCGCCGCCUCCUUUGGGGCAAAUGCCGCCACCUGCCGUGUCUACCACCAGGCUUCCCACUCCCUAUCCCUUCGACGUUCCGCAUCCCAACAUGUCCCCGGUGCGCCCUAUCACGGGCAGCGGAACGAGCAUACCCAUAUCCGAUCAUACGACUGUGAAAAAACGACCUGGGUACCUCCGCCCGCAGGCGAUACCGCCUUGGAAGCGGCGCAGGCCGCCUAAUUCGAAUAACCGACGUCCGUCUAUACCCCCGUACAAGCCAGUGCCGCAUUUCUCUUCGGAAAUGAUCAGUUUGACGACCGAAAAACCGGUCGAGGACAUUCUUAUGCUCGAUCUAAGUUCUCAAUUAUCUUCGAGUACUGAGGAAGGGAUGUACAAUCAAGAGGACGAAGAUUUGAGGAAUUCUACGGAUUCGCCUGAAGAGGAUGUAUCCGGCGCUAAUCAAGAAUCGACUGAAGUUGAUAAGGAAUUGGCGGUAUUCGACAAAAAUAAAGAAAAAAUAAAAAAUGUUACGAAAUCUGAUAAAUACACCAGCAAAACAACAGUUGUCACGCCUACUUUUAAUCCUGAUAAAACUGAAGAGAAAACUGUAUCGAAAUUAUCUAAUUCAACCAGUGAGGUGCUUCAAACUAAUUCCUCCAUAAUUAAUCCAACAAGUGUUACCCUCGAGAGCAUUUCAACGUCCAUUUUAAACGAUUCAAUUACCCUGAACGAUACGAGUAUUCAUACAACUGCUGCAAGUAGUAGUACAGUGGAAUAUUCUCCUAUCGAAUCGUCAAUAUUUGAUUUAUUUCAAACAAUGAGAGCUGAUAUAUUAGGAGAGAAGGAGGCAGCUAGUUUGUCCAGCACUGCGACUGAAAAUCUACCGAUUAUUAGUACUACCAGUAACAACACCAUAGGAAAAACUGAGGUGAUAAUUACGGAAUCAUCAUCGAUUCGUAACCAAUCUUCCACUUCGAUAGGCUCGACAGAUAUUCAUUAUAAACCUAGACCUGGAAUCGUUCUUGACGACACCGAGUACAAACCCGGUGGGAUUCACAGGCAGCCUAUCAUCACCCGGCCGCCAAUUGGACAAAUUGGAGAAAUAUUCGAUAUUACAGUAUCAGCUAUUCAAGGUUUAGGAGGUUCUUCGGGUGGUCAAGGAAAGCCGUACGUUAUACCAGUCGAUAUAGAAAACGUUCAUUCGGGAGACGUUAUCACCUCAUCUUCGGGUUCAGAAGGAUUCGUCAGCAUCGACGGUAAACGGACUUAUCUCAAUCUUUUCGACGAGUCCACAUCGGUUGCGGCUGCGAUUAAACCCACCGGAACUGCAGCCGCUAACAAUCAAGUUUUCGCCACCGGAUUCGCGGUCGCAGAAUCGGAAAAGAUCAACAGACAAGGAUCGGUGACCAAGCCGAACGUUCCGAGAAGGCCCAUUUACGGAAGACCUCGUCCUACACCUCCGCCCGUCAGGAUCGAUACUUGCAUUGUCGGAGACGAUUCCACGUGCGAUGGUUCUCAACACGAAAUUUGCAAAACCGAGUCUGGAGUGAGCGCCUGCCAUUGCAGGCCGGGAACUGCGAGACGAAAGCAUCGAGAUCCGUGCAGAAAAAUAGUUUCUAUAUUGCUGUCGUUGAGAGUUGAUAAAAUAUACGACAGAAAAGUCGUUUGGGCCAACGAAUUGGGCGAUCAGAACAGCGAUAGCUAUCAAAAAUUGUCCUUCGAGGCAGAACGAGCAUUGGAGUCAGCUAUGUCAAUGACGCCUUUCAGUGAUGAAUUUCUUGCCGCUAAAGUUAAUAGUAUAUACAGAGGAGACAGAUCCCAAGGCCAGGCUGGGGUCUUCGUGAAUUUGACUUUGCAGCUAGAUGAGAACGCAGACACUGCAAGGCCUACAGUCAGAGGGGAUAUUCAGCGACACCUAUUAGGGGUGAUACAAAGAAGGAGCAACAACGUAGGGGAAAGCGCCCUAUGGGUGGACAGUCCGCCGGGCUCCAUUUCCAAUUUGCAAGACGUCGACGAAUGUUCUUCUCCGGACCUGCACGAUUGCCACUCGCUGGCCCGUUGCGUCAACAUAUUCGGCGGCUUCAAAUGCGAAUGCAUGGAAGGCUACCGAGAUCCUUGGAUGGACAGCAAACAUCGCGCUGGUCGAUUGUGCGAACAGUGCCCAGCCCAGCAUUGCAACAAUCGAGGAGAAUGCUUUUACCAAAACGGCCAGGAAGUAUGCAAAUGCGCAGGGAAUUAUUAUGGUGCUCAAUGCGAACUCGAUGGUGAAGUUUUAGGUGUUGCAAUAGGAGCUAGCGUGGCAGCUAUUAUUAUUAUUGGACUGACAUUAGUUUGCCUGGUGAUGUGGAGUCGCCGUUGGAAUAGAGAGCAAAAAGCAGCGGUGGGCAGUCCAGUUUUCGGUUACAUGGCCACAGCCAGUAACACUGCCAAAACACCCGUAGUAGGAGCACCACCUUACCAACUCACCCUCGAAGAUAGGCUCCGAUGGGCGCAGAUUGCCGACGUUAUGGCUCAAGCUAAUCAUUACGCACCUGAGCCCGGUAUAGGCUGUCCGACGAGGCCAUCUUCAGCGCUAUUCGGUUAUCCCAGUUUGCCUAUGGGCGGUAAUAUGUCGCUGCACGGCCACGGCGGUACUUUGCCGCCGGUACCUUUGCCGAGACUUACGCUGCAAGCCCAGAUGGCCAAUCGAGCCGCCAGUAUUGCCAGUAUCAAGCACGUCGAUAAUACCAGUUCGAGCGAAGAGGAGGACAAGGCGGAUCUUCUCGGCAGGCAUUUCCAAGUGCCGAGGCCGAAAAGUAGAAGUAACGCUUCAAUUGCUAAUCAAAGCGGUAUUUACUACGAUGUAGACUACGACCAACAUGACAUGUACAAGCAAUCCGGUGGAAUACCUUUGAGUACUUACAGCAUGUGCAGACAGCCUUUUUUCAGAAAUUAGGAGUUUUUUAAGGUGUUUUCUGUAUAUAUUCGUGUAGUACAUGUAGGUAAGUGCCUACAUACAUAUUACUUCCCAUCGAUUGUCCGUAAUGUAAUAUGAUUAACUAAAUUAUUGGUAAGAGGGUUUUUCAUUUUCGUUUAAUACAUUUUCUACCAGUAUUUUCAUUAAAUUAUUUUUGUUAUAGUUAUUAACGAUUAAGAGUUAGAUUAUACAAUAGUUUUUAAAAA